Messenger RNA from Spizellomyces punctatus DAOM BR117, 1290 nucleotides. Its product is annotated as transcription factor TFIIB. Lineage: Eukaryota; Fungi; Chytridiomycota; Chytridiomycetes; Spizellomycetales; Spizellomycetaceae. The record is from RefSeq and is a predicted model, not a curated record. The transcript has 3 exons. Gene Ontology annotation, cellular component: transcription preinitiation complex; nucleus. Gene Ontology annotation, molecular function: RNA polymerase II general transcription initiation factor activity; TBP-class protein binding. Gene Ontology annotation, biological process: transcription preinitiation complex assembly; transcription initiation at RNA polymerase II promoter. Bases 36 to 1028 code for a protein of 330 amino acids.
UCUUGUUCGUCGUUUGAAGAGAAGUGCAAGCAGUCAUGACACAGCUGGCUUCCCAACAACCGGCGACCAAAGCACCAUUCGCAGACCUGAACUUGCGGCUCAUUUGCCAAGACUGUCAAGACCCAGUACCAAACAUUGUGGAGGACUUUGCUGCUGGCGACUUGAUUUGUGGCAACUGUGGUCUAGUGCUGGGAAACCGUAUCAUUGACACUCGGUCCGAAUGGAGAACCUUCUCGAACUCGGACGACAACACUGAUGACCCAUCUCGUGUAGGAGCAGCUGGGGACCCUCUCCUCGGCGGGAUGAACCACAUCGACUCUACCGUCAUCUCUCAGAGGGAUGGAGGUAGCGGUGCAGCUCGCGAUUUGAGUCGGGUACACGGCAAAGCGACAAAUCAAAAGAGCGAAAAGAACCUGAUGACAGCGUUCAAGGAAAUCCAGACCAUGUGUGAACGGAUUGGUUUAUCGAAGCUAGUAUCUGAUUCCGCCAAGCAAAUGUUCAAAAGAGCAGAAGAUCAAAAGGUUCUGAGAGGGAAACCUCCCGUAGCGAUCAUGGCCGCGUGCAUAUAUAUUGGGUGUCGUGAAAAUGGAAACACCCGUACUUUCAAGGAGAUUUGUGCCCUCACCAAGGUGUCCAAAAAGGAUAUUGGCCGAAUCUACAAAGUCCUGCAACCCCUCCUGGAUAAGCCCUCCCAAGAAAUCUCUUUAGACUCCUAUGUCAUCCGUUUUUCUUCUGCGUUGGACGUUGGUCAAGAUGUCAUAAGAGCUACUAGUGAGGUGUUGAAACGGGCCCAACAUCUCGGUACCCUCGCUGGCAAAAGCCCCAUCUCCAUUGUUGCUGGAUGCCUCUAUUUUGUCAGCUGUCUUUCCAAAGAUGAUGAAAUGAAGUCUGCAAGGGAUAUUGCAAAUGUGGCGGGAUGUACCGAGGCGACGUUGAAGAAUGCGUACAAACUCCUGUAUGAUGCCAGGGAAGAGUUGGGCAAGGACCUGAGGAUGGCAAAGGAACUCAAGGCUUUACCGGUGCCUUGAAGUGUGUCUGGGUUAGUUUUUGAGGAGACAUUUUCCCUUAGUUAAGUAUCUAACGCGGACGUCCCUCAUCAAGAUAUUUUUGAUAGCAUUGUUUUUUCAGAUAGAAUUAUCAGCAUGGUAAAAUGUGUUGUUGGCAUCAAGUGUAAAUAUUUAGAACCACGGUGGACGGUCGAGAUUUUCUUUUGGUUUUGCGCAUAUUGUGCCGCAUUGCGUGUUCUGUUACGAAAAUUGUUGACAAUAUAAUGUUGCUCGACAUUACCGC